This is a messenger RNA of Cylicostephanus goldi, 1212 nucleotides long. NCBI's taxonomy places the organism in Eukaryota, Metazoa, Nematoda, Chromadorea, Rhabditida, Strongylidae. The record is from the annotation of a GenBank genome assembly.
AUGAGGAUAAAUAUGCAAAAAUCCUUCCGAUUCACCAAUUCAUCCAUCAAAGCCCUUCCGGCAAACACAGAUACCAGAUCUACAGAGCUUGAGGUAUCUGAUACCGAAGUUAUUGGCCUCAAAUGUCUCUCAGGUCGAACGGGUAACAAACGUUUCCUCCUGCGCUACACAUUCCACGGUACCAAAAAAAGUAUCAGUAUUGGCAGAUUCCCUGAAAUUGAUGUGGGGACAGCUCGCCAGAUAGCUCGCCGUCAUAAGGAGGCGAUUGCACUGGGAAAUGACCCUAAAGCAGAACGCGAUAAUUAUCGUGCGAUGCCAACACUUAGUGAGUUUUUUCACCAGACCUAUGUUCCGUUCAUCAAGCGCCAUAAAAAGUCCUGGGAUAAGGAUGUUCAGCGUUUCACGCAAUACAUUGAACCUCGUCUGGGAAAGAUACGUUACUGCGAUCUCAGGGCCAGAGAGAUACAACAGGUGCUGUUUGACAUGCUGGAGGGGCGUAUUCACGGGCAGCAAUAUGCGCCGUCUACCUGUAACAGAGCCCUUGCUAUUCUGAAAACGAUGGGGCGUUAUGCGUUGCGACAGGAUGUGCUGGAAAAGAAUGAAGCCGAUAAGAUCCCUUUACUGAAAGAGAAUAAUCAGCGGACGCGCUUUUUUGAUGCUGAUGAGAUCAGGCGCAUUCUUGACGCUGCUACCCAAUAUCCCAACAAAGCUGCCGGGGGAUUGAUAGCCAUGUUGUUGUUAACCGGUACACGCAAAUCAGAAAUGCUUAAUGUCAGGCAUGAACAUAUCGACCGGGCCAAUCGUACUCUGUUCAUUCCUUAUACAAAAAAUGGUCGCAGUCGGACGGUAUAUCUAAGCGAUGCCGCAUUAUCGAUUAUUGAUGCUAUCCCACGAGUUGGCAGUAAUCCGUAUCUGUUCGCCAUUAAGGAUAAUGGAAAACCGAUAUCGGAACCCCGAUGGGCAUAUGAAAAAAUACUGGCACAGUGCGGUAUAGACAAGAAUGAAGUCUGUUUUCACACCACACGUCAUUCUGUUGCCUCUUUACUGGUUUCGAGUGGUCAAUUCAGCCUGUAUGACGUUAAAGCCCAACUGGCGCAUGCCAGUAUUCAGAGUACAGAACGUUACGCGAAAUUAACACCGGAACGUAUGCGUCAGACAGGGCAGGGAGUGACUGACCUGCUUCUGAAUACUGCGGCUACGAAGCAGAUGUGA